AUGGAUGGUCCAGAGCUGAGCUGGCUGGUGAAUCGCUCCCUUCCCCUUCCACUGGGCUCUGCUCAAUAUCCUGAGCUCAGACUUGACCUGCUCAACAGGAAAAGUUCCUGCCUGCAGCUGGCUGCCAUGAGGAACGUGAACAUCAUCCUGCAGCACUACAACUUCACAGGCAAGCUGACCAACCGACAGUCUGGGGAUGAGGGCAUGGGUCUCAUCCGCACAACCUUUGCCAUCAUCAGCUGCAGCAUCAUCCUGGAGAACUUGCUUGUGUUGCUGGCCAUCCUGCGAUGUCUGCGAGCCCGCCGAUGGGUCUACUCCUGCAUUGCUAGCAUCACCGUGAGCGACCUGCUUGCAGGAAUUGCCUACCUUUCUAAUCUCUGCCUCUCAGGCAAAAAGACCUUCCAGCUUUCACCUCAGCUCUGGUUCCUGCGGGAAGGCACCCUCUUCAUUGCACUGGCUGCCUCCACCUUCAGCUUGCUUGUGACUGCCAUUGAGCGCUACAGUGCCAUGGUAAGGCCGAUUGCUGAGAACGAAGCCAGCAAGACCCUGCGCUUACGCAGCCUGAUCAUUUCCUGCUGGCUGCUGGCCUUCAUCAUUGGAUUGCUUCCACUGCUGGGCUGGAACUGUCUGUGUGACUUCAAUGCCUGCUCUGUCCUCCUGCCUCUCUACUCCAAGAACUACAUCCUUUUCUCCGUAGUCAUGUUCAGCAUCAUCCUCCUGGGGAUCAUCGGCCUCUACAUCUCCAUCUUCCAGCUGGUCCAGGCCAGUUCUAAGCAAACCAGUUCUCGGCACAGCCGCAAACGGUCCCUGCGCUUGCUCAAAACUGUGCUGAUGAUCCUGGGUGCCUUCAUCAUCUGCUGGAGCCCACUCUUUGUCCUGUUGCUCUUUGAUGUCUUCUGUGAGACCCAGACCUGCACACACCUCCACAGCCUGGACUGGACCUUGGCUCUGGCCAUGCUUAACUCGGGCGUUAACCCCAUCAUUUACUCCCUUCGGAGUGUGGAGGUGCGCCGUGCUGUGGGAAGCCUGCUGUGCUGCUGCUGCGUCAGGGUUGGGCUUUGCAAGCCUGGGAACUGCUUGGUCAUCACAGACAUCAACUCUGGCUCAUCCACAGAGAGCUCUCUGCGCUACCGAGAGAGUUUCCGCAGCUCUGUAGCACUGAACGCCCGUCCCAGAGCACCUCUCUCCAGCAACUCCAGCAUGAUGAGCAAUCUCCCCAGCCUCUGA
Molecule: messenger RNA, 1227 nt
Organism: Cariama cristata (Red-legged seriema)
Lineage: Eukaryota; Metazoa; Chordata; Aves; Cariamiformes; Cariamidae
Gene: S1PR4
Product: sphingosine-1-phosphate receptor 4
Exons: 1
Coding region: 1-1227 (408 amino acids)
Biological process (GO): G protein-coupled receptor signaling pathway
Cellular component (GO): membrane
Molecular function (GO): sphingosine-1-phosphate receptor activity
Source: RefSeq, a predicted model, not a curated record